AUGGCUACAAAACUAAAUUUUAUAACAUUACCUGAUUCAAUUAAAACUAAAAUCAUAUCCUAUUUACCACAACAAUCAUUGAUCAAUUUAUCACAAACGAAUUAUGAAUUUUAUCAACCAUGUUUGAAAAAAUUAUAUUCAAAGAUUCUAAUAUCAGAAGUUGCACUACUUAUUAGCUCAUCAAAAAGAGAAAUUGAUUUCCAAAGUAGUAAUAAGACAGUAAUAUAUGGAUUUUUAAAAAGUGCAAAAGAUGAAAAAUUAAAUUUAAAAAUGAUAAAUGCAAGAAUAUUGGUGUUGAUACAAGCUUUAAGGAUCAAUGUGGAAUUAAUUGGCUAUGUUAAAGAGAUUUAUAUAAUGGGGGCAUUUAACGAAGAGAUACGAAAGAAUUUACAAGAAUUAAUCAAUUUAUUUAGCACUUUAAAUGUUUGUCAUAUACUAAAUAAAGAAGUUAGAUUAGAUUUAGAUUUAUCACAUCUACAAUUGAAAUCAGUUAUAGUUGAUAAAAAAACAGAAGUUUUACAAACAGUAGAAGAGUUGAUAGUAGGGGAAAAUGAAACGUUGAGUCUAUCAUAUUUAAUUCAUAUAAAUAGUUUAAUUAUUGCCAAAGAAGACCCAAUCGACUACUAUAAUUGGUAUGAGGAAAAUGUCAUCAAACCAAAACAUUUCUUAAAACACCUUUGCAAGUUCAGAUUGGUGUUUCAUCCAACAAGUUUACAAAAAUCAAAUGACUUAAUAUCUCGAAUUAAUUGGCUAACCAUCAAAGAGUUAGAAAUAAUUGUACCCUAUUCCGAAACUGAUGAAAAUUUUGUUUUAGACUGUUUAGAUUCAAUACCUCCACAUUUACCAAAUCUUAAAAAACUAUCAAUUAUACAAGGUACAACAUUUCCAACACAUGCAUCAAAUGAAUCAUUUGAUUUAAAUAUUUUCAACUUCAUCUUGAGUAAUAUUUCAAAUUUAUCAUACUUAUCGAUAAAACACAACACACCGCAAUUUGGAAAUUUUUCAGAUGGAAUGGAAGGUAAUUAUCAUAGAAGGUAUGAAAUUUAUAUGGUUCUUUUGCCCAAGAUUAUAAUGAAUUCAACAAGUCCAAAUUUUAUAUUAAACUUACCUAAUUUAUUUCAAACUUUUGCAUGUUAUGAACAAUCUAUGAAUACUAUAUUAUGGAAUGGAUGUAAAUGUAAAUAUUGUAACAUUCACCUCGAAAAAUUGGAUAAUUUUUUAUUUCAUCAUAAAUAUUAUUCCAAAAAAAGUGGUAAAUUUAAAGAUAUAAAUGUUUCUCAUUUAAUGUCUUUUAUUGGUUACGAGCUAAACCAAAGACAACUACAAUACCCACAAACUCAAUUAGAUCAAUUAUCGUUUCCUUUGUUUAACAAGUUAUGGGAUUUUCACACGAUCCCCCAUUCAAAAGAUUUGAAAUGUCUUAGUAAACAAACAAUAGAUUAUGGAGAAUAUGAAGAUGAAGACACAAUAGAAGAAGCAUCAAAACAUUGUGAAUUUAAUAAAUCAAUAUAUCAGUUCAUUCCAUUAUCAAUUAGUCAUUAUAUAAAUAAUUUAGUUCAAGAAGUUUUAAAUCUUAAUAGAGGUAACGCAGAAGCAAGAAUUGAUGAAGUCUUAGAUUUAGAUUUAAAAGAUGGUGGUGAUUUAAAUUUUUCAAGUAAAUUUAACUUAAAAAAAAUUAUUAUGAAUGGAUUUGUUUACAAUUUUGGUAAUGAAAUUAAUGGAACUCAUUUUUAUGAAAAUGUAUAUAAUUAA
Molecule: messenger RNA, 1752 nt
Organism: Lodderomyces jiufengensis
Lineage: Eukaryota; Fungi; Ascomycota; Pichiomycetes; Serinales; Debaryomycetaceae
Exons: 1
Coding region: 1-1752 (583 amino acids)
Molecular function (GO): protein binding
Source: RefSeq, a predicted model, not a curated record